Messenger RNA from Cajanus cajan (pigeon pea), 1940 nucleotides. RefSeq names its product protein DETOXIFICATION 41. NCBI's taxonomy places the organism in Eukaryota, Viridiplantae, Streptophyta, Magnoliopsida, Fabales, Fabaceae. Gene Ontology annotation, molecular function: xenobiotic transmembrane transporter activity; antiporter activity. The record is from RefSeq and is a predicted model, not a curated record. Gene Ontology annotation, biological process: xenobiotic detoxification by transmembrane export across the plasma membrane. Gene Ontology annotation, cellular component: membrane.
AUGCGAAACUCCUCCACUCAUUCUCAUGCAGCAAUACUGAAACUAGGUACAUAAUUAAGCAUGGGUUCAGUAGAGUACCAACCCUUGCUUCACAGGCUUGACGCACACACACAAAUUAGAAACUUGUCAUCAGAUGCCGUUGAAGAGUUCUUGGAAAAUGGGCCCAUUUCGUUGAGAUGGUGGCCAAAGCUUGUUUUGUGGGAGUCAAGGCUCCUCUGGAUCCUCUCUGGGGCUUCCAUUGUUGUCUCCAUUUUCAAUUAUUUGCUCACUUUUGUCACCUUGAUGUUUACUGGUCAUUUGGGGGCCCUUCAGCUUGCUGGGGCCUCCAUAGCCAGUGUUGGAAUUCAGGGUCUUGCUUAUGGCAUUAUGCUGGGGAUGGCAAGUGCUGUGCAAACUGUUUGUGGGCAAGCAUAUGGAGCAAAAAAGUAUGCAGCAAUGAGCAUCAUAUUGCAGAGAGCAAUCAUCUUGCACCUUGGAGCAGCAGUGCUUAUCACAUUUUUGUAUUGGUUCUCUGGAGAUUUUCUAUUAGCCAUAAGACAGACAGAUGUCAUAGCGGAGCAAGGGCAAUUGUUUGCACGAGGACUUAUUCCUCAACUCUAUGCAUUUGCAAUAAGCUGUCCUAUGCAGAGGUUCCUCCAAGCACAGAACAUUGUGAAUCCUCUCGCAUAUAUGGCUGUUGGGGUGUUCCUUCUGCAUGUGCUUCUCAACUGGCUUGUUGUUUUUGUUUUUGAUUACGGCCUUCUUGGGGCAUCCCUUACUCUUAGCUUUUCUUGGUGGGUUCUUGUCUUGUUAAAUGGCCUUUACAUCCUUCUUAGCCCAAGAUGCAAGGAAACCUGGACUGGCUUCAGUGUAAAAGCCUUUAAAGGAAUUUGGCCUUAUUUCAAGCUCACAGUUGCUUCUGCUGUCAUGUUAUGUUUGGAGAUAUGGUACAAUCAGGGUCUAGUGAUUUUAUCAGGGCUGCUUCCCAAUGCCACAAUCGCAUUGGAUUCUAUCUCUAUUUGUAUGAACUAUUGGAACUUGGACAUGAAUUUUAUGUUGGGCCUUAGUGCAGCAGCCAGUGUCCGAGUUAGCAAUGAAUUGGGAGCAGCUAAUCCAAAAGUCACGAAACUUUCUGUCUUCGUAGUGAAUGGAACCAGCAUCCUCAUCAGUGUGGUUUUCUGCGUGAUUAUUUUGAUAUUCCGGGUUCCUAUGAGUGAACUUUUCACUUCUGAUACUUCAGUCAUUGAGGCUGUAUCCGAUUUGACUCCAUUGCUUACCAUCUCUGUUUUCCUUAAUGGCAUUCAACCUAUAUUGUCAGGGGUUGCAAUUGGAAGUGGAUGGCAAGCUAUAGUGGCUUAUGUAAACUUGGCCUCUUACUAUAUCAUUGGACUUCCAAUUGGAUGUGUUCUUGGCUUUAAAACUUCUUUAGGCGUAGCUGGUAUCUGGUGGGGAAUGGUUCUUGGAGUUCUUAUACAGACAGUAACUCUAAUAGUUCUGACUGCCAGAACAAAUUGGGAUGCAGAGGUUGAAAAAGCCAUUGGUCGCAUCAAGAAAUCUGCUGAAACUGAGACCUUAGAUCAACUGGUUGUCAACGCAUAAGAAACAUUUUUCUUUUGAGAAAUAGUAGCAACAAACUUUCAACCACUCUUUCAAAUAGAAUCAAUAUUCUUUUGAACAUAUUCUUUAUUAUUGGUUGAAUUGGAAAUGACAAAAUUUUGUGAGUCUCAAAUUUUAUUUAAUGAGUCUUACUCAUAAUUUUGUAGUUUUCAAUUAGUUUUAACUAAUAAUAAAGAGUAUAUUAGAAAGUAAUUGUGUUGCUGGCCUUUCUUUUAUAUUUUUUUUCAUCAGGCAUGGUCUAAAAGCGUUGUAGGUGGUGCUGAAUCUUGUAUUGGGCUACAAGGGUGUUUCUCAUCACAUAAAUUUAAAAAUAAAAUAAUGAAAACCUUCAGUUCCAGCGUUAA